Messenger RNA from Microthlaspi erraticum, 834 nucleotides. NCBI's taxonomy places the organism in Eukaryota, Viridiplantae, Streptophyta, Magnoliopsida, Brassicales, Brassicaceae. The record is from the annotation of a GenBank genome assembly.
AUGGCCAUUGCUUCUGCGUUUAAGGCUUUGUGUUUGUCUUCUUGUUCGUCACCGUUGCAAGUCGUCCACUGUCACGCCAAAGAACAUGGGAUUUGCAUUCGUGAACAAUUCAAGAAUCGAUGGGAUAACAUCACUCAACAGCAAAAUGGGACACUUAACUUCUUCUCCGUCCAUCACUUCAACAUUACUGGCGUCACCGUAACAGCUCCCGGCGAUAGCCCAAACACCGACGGUAUCAAGUUCGGUUUCUGUAGCAACAUUCGCAUCUCUAACACAAACAUUGGUACUGGAGACGACUGUAUCGCCAUUCUUUCUGGAACCUCAAACAUGGAUAUCUCUAACGUCAAGUGUGGUCCUGGACAUGGGAUUAGUGUCGGAAGCUUAGGGAAGAACAAAGGCGAGAAAGACGUUAACGGCAUAACAGUACGUGACACAGUCUUUAACGGCACAAGCGAUGGUAUUCGGAUCAAGACUUGGGAAUCUUCUGCUGCAAAGAUCGUCGCUUCUAACUUUGUGUUCGAGAAUAUUCAGAUGAUUAAUGUUGGAAAACCAAUCAACAUCGAUCAGAAGUAUUGUCCUUACCCACCUUGUGAAAAGACGGGAGCGUCUCACGUUCAGAUAAAGGACAUUAAGUAUAAAAACAUAUAUGGGACGUCGAAGAACAAAGUGGCAGUGAAUCUACAAUGUAGCAAGAGCUUUCGUUGCAAGAAUGUUGAGCUAAUUGACAUUAACCUUGAGCAUAACGGAGUUGAGGGUGGUCCUUCCACUGCCGUGUGCGAGAAUGUUGAUGGUUCUGCUCGUGGUAAGAUGGUUCCUCAGCAUUGUCUGGCUUGA